Molecule: messenger RNA, 1992 nt
Organism: Mus musculus (house mouse)
Lineage: Eukaryota; Metazoa; Chordata; Mammalia; Rodentia; Muridae
Gene: P2rx2
Product: purinergic receptor P2X, ligand-gated ion channel, 2
Exons: 10
Coding region: 397-1611 (404 amino acids)
Biological process (GO): monoatomic ion transport; purinergic nucleotide receptor signaling pathway; monoatomic cation transmembrane transport
Cellular component (GO): plasma membrane; signaling receptor complex; apical plasma membrane
Molecular function (GO): purinergic nucleotide receptor activity; identical protein binding; monoatomic ion channel activity
Source: RefSeq, a predicted model, not a curated record
GGGGCUGCGCCCUUGUGUGUCUGCUAUGAGAAACCUGGGGUGCCUGCCGUCAGCCCCUGAUCCUCUGAGUGAUGAGGAAAGCGCCCAGUGUGGAGCUUCUCUUGGGCUCCUCCCGGGGCUCUCCGGGCUGGCCUGGCCUCUCCGCUCUUCUUGUCACCAAACUGGAGUUGUGAUCCACCAACUGCACCACCAGGCUGCACUCUGAGCCGCACCCCGCCGCACCUGCAGUCUUCAGUACGUCUUCAUCGUGCAGAAAAGCUACCAGGAUAGCGAAACCGGUCCGGAGAGCUCCAUCAUCACCAAAGUCAAGGGGAUCACCAUGUCGGAACACAAAGUGUGGGACGUGGAGGAAUACGUAAAGCCCCCGGAGGUGCGGCGCUUCCUGCCCCAGGCCCGAUGCUCCUCCGCGGUGUGACCCGUCUGAGUGAGCUGACAGGCCCACCGCGCCUUUAUUUCUGCACCCAGGGGGGCAGUGUAGUCAGCAUCAUCACCAGGAUCGAGGUUACUCCUUCCCAGACCCUGGGAACAUGCCCAGAGAGCAUGAGGGUUCACAGCUCUACCUGCCAUUUAGAUGACGACUGUGUGGCCGGACAGCUGGACAUGCAGGGCAAUGGGAUUCGGACAGGACGCUGUGUACCCUAUUACCAUGGGGACUCCAAGACCUGCGAGGUGUCAGCCUGGUGCCCGGUGGAGGAUGGGACUUCUGAAAACCAUUUUCUGGGUAAAAUGGCCCCAAAUUUCACCAUCCUCAUCAAGAACAGCAUCCACUAUCCCAAGUUCAAGUUCUCCAAGGGCAACAUUGCAAGCCAGAAGAGUGACUACCUGAAGCACUGCACGUUUGAUCAGGACUCUGAUCCAUACUGUCCCAUCUUCAGGCUGGGCUUCAUUGUAGAGCAAGCAGGAGAGAACUUCACAGAACUGGCACACAAGGGCGGUGUCAUUGGGGUCAUCAUCAACUGGAACUGUGACCUGGACUUGUCUGAAUCAGAGUGCAACCCCAAAUAUUCUUUCCGGAGGCUCGACCCCAAGUAUGACCCUGCCUCUUCAGGCUACAACUUCAGGUUUGCCAAAUAUUACAAGAUAAACGGCACCACCACCACUCGAACUCUCAUCAAAGCCUAUGGGAUUCGAAUUGACGUUAUUGUGCAUGGACAGGCAGGGAAAUUCAGUCUCAUUCCCACCAUCAUCAAUCUGGCCACUGCUCUGACCUCCAUCGGGGUGGGCUCCUUUCUGUGUGACUGGAUUUUGUUAACGUUCAUGAACAAAAACAAGCUCUACAGCCAUAAGAAGUUCGACAAGGUGCGUACCCCAAGGCACCCCUCAAGUAGAUGGCCUGUGACCCUUGCCCUUGUCUUGGGCCAGAUCCCUCCCCCACCUAGUCACUACUCCCAGGACCAGCCACCCAGCCUUCCAUCAGGUGAAGGACCAGCUUUGGGAGAAGGGGCAGAGCUACCACUGGCUGUCCAGCCUCCUCGGUCUUGCUCCAGCUCUGCUCUGACUGAGCAGGUGGUGGACACUCUUGACCAGCAUAUGGGACAAAGGCCUCCUGUCCCUGAGCCUUCCCAACAGGACUCCACAUCCACGGACCCCAAAGGUUUGGCCCAACUUUGAUCUCAUCCUCACUAAGCUACAGACCUGGAUCUGGGAGGGCAGAGACAGCUUCUGCUGCUAGGCAGCCCUAGGGAAGAUCUGCGCUCUUCAGUAACCAUGUCCACGUGACUGGGAAACAGACACCUGUGCAAGAAGAUAGGCAUCUUGCUCUGGGCCAGGCUUACAUUCUUCCUCUCCCUAAGGCUUCUGGGGAGAAGUGGGUCCCUGCCAUUUCCUUUCCCAACAGAACUCCUCAUAGGAUCCCCUGUCCUUUCCCUGCCCACCUUUUGUACUCUCACACAGCACUCUGGGACCCCAAAUUAGAGCUGUCUUCCGGUUGUAUUUUAAGCCCCCCUUUAGAAGUCACACAGCGUGCUGAGUCCAAUAAACCAGUGAUGAGCU